AUGGAACUGGAGAGCGGGUUGAACAUUAACCAUUGCCAGAAUUGUCCGAUCACGUGGCACAUGGCUCGCUGGCGCCGCUUGGUCGCAGUCGUUCUUUUCAGUGACACCACCACCUGUGAUAAUCGGAAAUCCCAAUUCAGCAAGUGCAACACUUUCAAUCUAGAUGUUACCCCAGAACAGGAACUCCAGGAUUCCUUCACCAAUUAUAUCGCAUUGUCCGUGGAUUUCAUGCAGAUUAUAUUAUCGACAGAAACGUAUACAAACACGCACGCGCACACACACACACACACACACACACACACACACACACACACACACACACACACACACACACACACACAAACACACACGCACACACAAUCACUCGCGUAG
Messenger RNA from Lachancea meyersii CBS 8951, 372 nucleotides. The record is from the annotation of a GenBank genome assembly. NCBI's taxonomy places the organism in Eukaryota, Fungi, Ascomycota, Saccharomycetes, Saccharomycetales, Saccharomycetaceae.